This is a messenger RNA of Macrosteles quadrilineatus (aster leafhopper), 1029 nucleotides long. RefSeq names its product zinc finger protein 511-like. Lineage: Eukaryota; Metazoa; Arthropoda; Insecta; Hemiptera; Cicadellidae. The record is from RefSeq and is a predicted model, not a curated record. The coding region runs from base 1 to 711 and encodes 236 amino acids. The transcript has 4 exons.
AUGGCUGACUUAAGACUAAAGAAACUGGGAGUUGGAAGAAGACUUUCGAAUGACCCUCUCUUUGCAGAAGGGGACAGAGUGUGCCGCAUGUUUCUACGUGAAGGCAUCAUCGAUAUUGACGAUGAACAGCUGUGCCACCAAGUUGUGGCUGUGUUCCCAUGUGACGUCCCAGGAUGUAAGGAAACCUUUGCUUCUCUGAUGGAGUUUGAUAUGCAUUACAACUCGCGGCAUCGCUACGCUUGCAGAGAGUGUAACAAACACUUACCCACCGGCCACUUGCUGGACCUACACAUAUCAGAAACACACGACUCGUUCUUCGCUGCUCAAGCGGAAAGAAAACCAAUGUACCAAUGUUUUGUGGAAGAGUGCUCUGUUGUCUCCCAGGAUGAUGUUCAAAGAAGAAAGCACUGCAUCGAAGUCCAUAGCUUUCCUCCCGAUUUCCGAUUUGAUCAGUCACGCAAAAAAGGAAACAAGAAAAACACCAAUAAGAACAAAACGAGUGAACCUUGUGAGGAAGCCAUGAUGGUAGACGAAACCCAGGAAAAGAAACCUCAAAAAGGUAAACCAAUAACGUUUGGUAGGGGAAAACAAGGGAAAAUGUUUGUGAAACCUUGGCAUGCAAAAGGGAAGGAACAGAAGACGACACCAAACGACAAAACUGAACAGAGUGAAAUUUCUACAUGUGAACUCAUGGAAGCAUUGCCAUCUUAACGUGAUAACAAUCUUUGUUGGGAGAGUUAGUUUUUAAAGAGACUUAAAUUAUUUACUGGAUCUAUCAGUAAAAGUGUAGGUAGUAACUUUUUUCACGAUUAGAGAUAGGAUUCAAGUAUUUUUUAGGUAGAGCAAAAUGGUAUUUCGGAAUCCAAGUUGUCCAGGAGAUUUUCUUCUUAUUUAUGAAUAUUUAUUAUGAGAAUGAAUGUAACUUUUAAUGCCAAGAAAAUUAAAAAUCUUAGGGUAUUGAUGACGACAAUGUAAUGUACUAAAAUUGUUAGUGUUAUUUAAUAGUUUUAAGGACUAAAUGUAAAAUGU